Mya arenaria is the source of this 1299-nucleotide messenger RNA. Its product is annotated as F-box only protein 39-like. Bases 1 to 1299 code for a protein of 432 amino acids. Lineage: Eukaryota; Metazoa; Mollusca; Bivalvia; Myida; Myidae. The record is from RefSeq and is a predicted model, not a curated record. Gene Ontology annotation, molecular function: protein binding. The transcript has 3 exons.
AUGAGAACAAACAAUCAGCCGAAAUGGGUUAACUUGCCCGAUGUUGUUCUUAUCGAAAUGUUUAAAUUGUUGAGUGACGCAGAUCGUUUACGCGCCUCCCAGGUCUGUAAAAGCUGGUCUCUGGCCUUUUCCACGCCGUGCCUGUGGCGGUCCCGCUCGUUUGAGCUGGGUGGAUAUCGCGCCCAGAUUAACGGCAACAAGGCCAGCCAGUUUGCGGAGGGCUUUGGAAGCUACCUACGAAAUCUUUCCAUUAGCUGCAGCCAUCCGUCCUAUUAUACAUGCAAACUUUUCCAGAAGUCCAUUGAUCAGCUAUUUUCCACGCUUAAAGAAGCCGAAACGCAGCUUAUCGAGUUUGAAAUGUGUCGCCUGGAACUUGAAAGGUACUGGAAAUAUGACACCCCGAAAGAAAAGCUCGUUGGCCUUUUCGCCAAGUUCCUAAAGACCCAGCGACGCAUCAAGUGUUUCGACAUGUCAACGGCGCAGCUGCCAGCAUACGGCGGGUGCCGAGUGCUUGACGCCGUGGCGUUCCAGUCGGGGUCCUCCGUCCAGGACAUGAUCAUAGAGGACUUCUUCCACUCCCGCCUCGUACUUCACUCAGUAAAGAAGUUCCACAAAACCAUCGGGAAGUUCACCAACCUGAAAUACUUGGCGCUCAACUACAACUGCCUCUCAGACUCAAUACUUGAGAUCUUUGCGAAAUCGUUGGAAGGGAAGUUAACCUUCCUGAACAUCAAAGUCUUCCGGUACGACCCUCACCUGCACAGGAUAUCCGGUUUAGCAUGGAAACGCCUAGCACGUGCGUGCCCGCAGAUGCGCGUGUCGUUCUGGAUUGAGAGUAUCGGACUGCACAACGAGAUCGCACCAAUUUUGGUCAAGGAGGCUCCGGUCAAGGACGUGCAUGUGUGGACUGGAUAUGACGACGACUCGGACUGGCGGCUGGCAGAUACCGUCAACCACAUCGCAGAGUCGUACACCAGCACUUUAGAGACUGUGUCGUUCGAGCUGGACAACACAGGGGAGAUCGUGGACGAGGCGCUGCUGGCGCUAGUGGUCCGCUGCAAGCGGCUCCGGGAGCUAAACGUGAACGCCAUGAUCGCCGUGCAAACCGUGGAAGAGCUCUGCGAGAUGGUUCGACACAGGAAGAUCGAUUUGACGUUGUUACAUUUGACCUGUUGUGGCCUGCAAAAUGAAGAAUGGAAGCUUCUAGCAUCUCUUGCAGACAUUCACGCGCAAACUUUCAAAGAAAUGAACAUCAACUUCAACCUUACUUGUGAUUUAUACAUCAUAGAUCCAGCAUAA